Messenger RNA from Linum trigynum, 459 nucleotides. Lineage: Eukaryota; Viridiplantae; Streptophyta; Magnoliopsida; Malpighiales; Linaceae. The record is from the annotation of a GenBank genome assembly.
AUGGCGCUCGACCGGGACGGGACAGUGGGGUGUUCCCUGCAUAUCAUGGUAAAGUGUGGGGAUACCUAUUUUGACGAAGGGGUGGUGGGUUUGGAGGACUCGAAGUCCGAUGGUGAAGGACUUCAGUUUGAACUGAAGAGCCGUGCCCCCCUUUCUACGGUGGCUGCUGAUACCCAAGCUCAUGCUGGCCAUGUUCGACAAGUGGUCAGGGCGUUUGAAACAGGCAUGCUCAUUAACAAGGAUGGUGAGGGUUCUUCGUUUUGCCUUGAUACAAACCUUGGUUCAUUGGAGCUCGAUGCGAAGCUGCAUGAAGAUGAGCAAGAAAUGGUUGCCAAAUUGAAUGAAUAUGGGUCCAACCUGGUUGAUUCAUGGUUUGGAGGGAGGAAAAGAAUGUUGCAAGAGGUGGAUGGGGACAUUGGGGAUUACCCCACUCAAAAGAAGCAAUUUGUAGAAGUGUAG